AUAAAUACGCGCAAACGCACCCGGUACGCCAAUCCGAUACGUACCCUAUUUUGACCCUCCAAAUACGCAAACAUCUCUCAUUUCCCACCGCUUCCUCAAUUCAAAACCCUAACCCUAGAUAUUCCACCGUAAAAUGUUGGAAUUAAGACUAGUUCAAGGGAGCCUUUUAAAGAAAGUGUUAGAUUCGAUUAAAGAUUUGGUGAAUGAUGCUAAUUUUGAUUGUUCCACAACUGGAUUCUCUCUCCAAGCUAUGGAUUCCAGCCAUGUUGCUCUUGUUGCGCUUCUUCUCCGCGCUGAAGGAUUUGAACAUUACCGAUGUGAUAGGAAUAUUUCGAUGGGGAUGAAUCUUGGUAAUAUGGCGAAAAUGUUGAAGUGUGCUGGGAAUGAUGAUAUAAUUACUAUUAAAGCCGAUGAUGGGAGUGACACUGUCACUUUUAUGUUUGAAAGCCCUAAUCAGGACAAAAUUGCGGAUUUUGAGAUGAAGUUAAUGGACAUUGACAGUGAGCACUUGGGUAUUCCUGAAGCCGAAUACCAUGCCAUUGUGAGGAUGCCUUCAACAGAGUUUGCCAGGAUUUGCAAAGAUUUGAGCAGUCUUGGUGACACUGUUGUAAUCUCUGUAACAAAAGAGGGUGUUAAGUUCUCUACAAGUGGUGAUAUUGGAGCGGCAAACAUCGUUCUUAGACAGAACACAACAGUUGACAAGCCUGAAGAUUCUACGAUAAUUGAGAUGAAUGAGCCUGUGUCACUUACCUUUGCACUACGAUACAUGAACUCUUUCACCAAGGCAACUCCCCUUUCAAACACGGUCACAAUCAGCUUGUCGUCUGAACUUCCUGUUGUGGUUGAAUACAAGGUUGCAGAAAUGGGUUAUGUCCGGUUUUACUUGGCUCCCAAGAUUGAGGAGGAUGAAAAUGAAUCAUGAUCCUGGGAAUUCUAAUCGCUCAUCUCUUCUGUUUGAAGCCUCUUCCUGAAUUUAGGUUGAUGUUUGAUUUUUUUAGUAAUUUUUGUGCAUGUUUAAGCAUGAAUCUGAGAUCAAAAAAAUUCAGAAAUCAGCAUCACUGAUUAGUGCAUACUGUACUAGGCUUUAGUAACUUUUCUUAUUGUUAAUGAACUUAGGUUUUAAUUUUAAUGUAUCUAUGAAAAUUUGUUCUGAACUUUCGAGUGUUAUUUUAUUGGUGUCAUUCUAUUUGCAGUCAUUGGUUCCUUAUCUUCAA
Molecule: messenger RNA, 1214 nt
Organism: Amaranthus tricolor (Joseph's coat)
Lineage: Eukaryota; Viridiplantae; Streptophyta; Magnoliopsida; Caryophyllales; Amaranthaceae
Product: proliferating cell nuclear antigen
Exons: 4
Coding region: 134-922 (262 amino acids)
Biological process (GO): mismatch repair; translesion synthesis; leading strand elongation
Cellular component (GO): PCNA complex
Molecular function (GO): DNA polymerase processivity factor activity; DNA binding
Source: RefSeq, a predicted model, not a curated record